AUGGAUGAUGAUUUUGAUCCCCUAAACAUUUCAAAAGCAGAGAAAAGAGAAGCUCCGGAGCUCCCUCCUCCAAAGGUCCGCGUAAUUCCUAAAACAGAAGACAAAGCAGACCUUUUUGAAGUUUCUGGAGAAAAAAAGAGGAAAAAGAGAUUAUUUAAGUCAAUGGAUUUUGAUAAAAACCUAUUAUUUGAACAGAUUUCAACAGGUGAUAGUAUCUUUGCCAAUGAUAUUACUUCAUUUCAACCAAAAAUCAGGCAAAAUAAAUCGGAGACAGAUAUUUUUACAAUCGAUAAGGAAGACUUUACACAGUAUAUAGAUCAAAACAGCAUAUCAGCUAAGUUCUCGAACUCAACAAACGCUUUAAACAAAGCUCGACUGAAAUUACUUGAGAAUGAGACGGGAAUCAUUCAAAAUCAUAUUAAACAAUAUAAGGGAGAACUAAAUCUCCAUGUGAUCAAGAAAACAGAGAUACUUAAAAAUAGAAAUUUGUUAAUUCAAGAAAUGCACGAUCUGUUUCGCCAAGGAGUUGAAGAAAAUCGUGAUAAAGCCGCUAUACAAAGUAUAUACCAGAGAAAAAGCCUCAGACUUCAUUCAAUUUACGCAGAUAUGAUGAAAGUCAAUAUUUCGCGUUGUACGUCAUUUUUGGAUUGGUUGAAAGCUAUUCCAAAGUCAUACAAACUUGUUCCAUCGAUAGAAACCGACAGAUUCCUCAACAGUUUAGUAUUAAAAGAUGCCAGAACAGAAAAGCUCGAAAAGCAACUUUCCAUACUCGAGAAGCAUAUUAAACCACUCGUACCUACAAAGCCAGGCACAGGAGACUGGUAUUCCAACGCUUUGCACCCAUUAUCGAAUUCAGGAAAAAUUAUUCAACGAUUUGAAGAAAAGAUAUCUGUUCUUAAAUACCUCGACGUAUAUACAAUUAUUGAGCAUCUUUCCGAGAACAACAACAACUUCGUUGAAUACGAACAUCUUUUAUUCGACAUUGCGUGGUCGCACAAGCCAUAUCCAUUUGGUAUAAACAGACAGAUAAAAUUACCAAAGCUGAACGCUGUAUUCCCGGCCGCUAUCGCUAAAACAGACCUUCCAGAAGAAUUCCAACAUACGUCCUUUAACAUGUUGGCCGGUAUGGACUGGCCAUUCAAAACCGUCGUGGACAUGCUUUUUGAGAUGCUUAUUCUAACGAAUCCGUUUGACAUCGCUCACGUUUUUUGGGACGUUAUUCAAGAAGCUGCCAAAUGUAUGUCGAAGCUGUUGGUCAUAUAUAAGGGUGUUAACCCUGAAGAUGUCGAAAUCGACUUCGAUUCUCUGUUCCCUGUUUUGCAAAUUUGUAUUAUCGCAUUUGGCUGCGAAGAAUGGAUGUCGAUCGCUUUGUAUACGAUGUCUUUUAAUGAGAAUGUCUCAGACGACCCACAGUUACAGUUCGCAAUGACGUAUUUGGAAGGAUUAGUUACACAAUUAAUGGGUCUUGACGAACAAGCGAUAAAACAGCGCGCAGAAGCUAUAACAACCAAAUGGAUUAAUGAUAGUGAAGAUCCUCUGGGAAUUUGUGGAAAAUAA
Molecule: messenger RNA, 1557 nt
Organism: Trichomonas vaginalis G3
Lineage: Eukaryota; Parabasalia; Trichomonadida; Trichomonadidae
Exons: 1
Coding region: 1-1557 (518 amino acids)
Source: RefSeq, a predicted model, not a curated record